UUAUUGUCUUUUAAACCAAUAAUUGAAGCAAUCUCCAGUGGUUCAGACUUCAGAGGUGCUCUAGGCUUCAAGGGGCGGCUGGGUGAGGGCAGUGCUCAUAACUAAAUGCCCAAAGGAUAUAUCCAGCAAAGGACAGAAUGAAAGUGGUCUCUGUACACCUUGCUGCUGCUGUUGCUGUUCUACUUCUGUUGGCGGCGAAGCGCACCCCCGCUAUUGCGGUUCCUAGCCCUCAGUGCCAACGGCAAUGUGGCGGCGUUGACAUUGCGUUUCCGUUCGGCAUCGGUGACAACUGCUCGCUAUCACGAGGAUUCAACCUCAGCUGCCAGGAGGUCCAAAAUGGCGUCUACAGGCCAUUCCUAGGUAAUAUUGAGGUGCUCAACAUCUCCUUGAUAAAUGGCACGGUCCGGGGGCUGAACCCCGUCUCGACAUACUGCUACGACUCCUCCUCUGGUUCCAUGGAGCCCAGUACCUGGUCAUUCGACGUGAGCAGAACCCCGUACCGGUUUUCGGACGUCCAGAACAAGUUCACCGUCAUAGGGUGCCAGACCCUCGUCUACAUCAAGGACAACACCGACAAGAGCUACCAGAGUGGGUGCGUCUCGACGUGCCAGAGCCUGUCGGACGUGGUGGACGGCGGCUCCUGCUCCGGCAGGGGCUGUUGCCAGACGGCCAUACCCAAGGGGAUGGACUACUACAACGUGAGCUUCGACGCAAGCUUCAACACGAGCCGGAUUUGGAGCUUCAGCCGCUGCAGCUACGCCGUGCUGAUGGAGGCGGCGGCGUUCCGUUUCAGCACCGCGUACAUCAAGACGACCCGAUUCAACGACACGAGCGCUGGGCAGGUGCCCGUGGUGAUGGACUGGGCGAUCAGGGAGAGGGAGGCGGCGUCGUGUGUGGUCGCCAAACAGAACGGGACGGGCUCUUACGCAUGCGUCAGUAGCAACAGCGAGUGCGUGGAUUCACAAAAUGGGCCAGGGUACCUGUGCAACUGCACCCAGGGGUACGAAGGCAACCCAUACCUUCCAGGCGGAUGCCAUGAUGUUGAUGAAUGUAAAUACAGCCCAUGUCCUACGGGUGCCGUCUGCCACAACACGGUAGGAGGAUACAGAUGCUCAUGCCGAGCAGGACUCAAGUUUUCUGAACAAAGCAAUAGUUGUGGCCCUAAUAUCAACCUAAUAAUUGGUCUUGCACUAAGUAGUGCCGGUGCCAUUCUGAUUGUCGCUGCAGCUGUUGCUAUCUUUACACGGAGGUGGCAGAGAAUCGUUCAGAAAAGGCUUAGAAAGAGGCACUUUCACAAGAACAAGGGUAUUCUCCUAGAGCAACUGUUCUCGUCAUCAGCAGAUAACAACGCUAGUGACGGUACGAAGAUAUUCUCUCUGGACGACCUACAGAAGGCCACCAACAACUUCGACCGCACACGUGUGGUCGGCAACGGCGGCCAUGGCACGGUCUACAAGGGCAUACUGGCUGAUCAGCGCGUGGUGGCAAUUAAGAAAUCGAAACUCGUAGAGAGCACCGAAAUCGAGCAGUUCAUCAACGAGGUGGCCAUACUCUCACAGAUCAACCAUCGCAACGUGGUGAAGCUCCAUGGGUGCUGCCUCGAGUCCGAGGUCCCUCUGCUCGUCUACGAGUUCAUCUCCAAUGGCACGCUGUACGAUCUCUUGCACCACCGCGACCGCGAGCAAGACGGACGACGACGAACCUUGCUGCAGCAGCUGCCCUGGGAGGCACGCCUGAGGAUUGCAGCUGAGGUCGCCGGCGCGCUUACGUAUCUCCACUCAGCAGCAUCCGUGUCCAUUCUUCAUAGAGACGUCAAGUCCAUGAACGUGCUUUUGAAUGACAGCUACACGGCCAAAGUCUCCGAUUUUGGCGCGUCCAGGUCUAUACCGAUUGACCAGACACAUCUGGUCACUGCUGUGCAGGGCACAUUUGGGUAUCUAGAUCCAGAGUACUUCCACACAGGCCAACUCAACGAGAAGAGCGACGUCUACAGUUUCGGUGUCAUUCUUCUCGAGUUAUUGACAAGGAAGAAACCGAUCGUCGAUGGUGACAGCGGUUACAAGGUAAACUUGUCCAGUUAUUUCUUAUGGGAAAUGGAGAGGAGGCCGCUUGAAGAGAUAGUCGACGUCGGAAUUAUAGGGGAAGCAAGUACGGAAGCGAUUCUAGGCAUGGCUCAACUGGCAGAGGAGUGCCUCAGCCUAACAAGGGAGGACAGGCCUACCAUGAAGGAUGUGGAGAUGAGGCUACAAAUGUUAAGGUGUCAGCAAGAUGUUGCUCCAAGGGCACAUCCAGCAAAGAGAACAAAUAUGAUUAGUCAUGCUAUUCCGAUGCCUGCUAGCCAGCACGGCUCACGCCAAUACAGCCAAGAGCAGGAGUUUGUCUUGUCCUCGCGUGUACCACGAUAGAUUGUUGGCAGAAAAUAUGUGUUUUUAUUGGCUAGAAUAUAAAACAUAAAAAUAUGUGUUUUUAUUGGCUAGGUGGAUAUGAAUGAGAGUUUAUAACCAACAACCAUGGUUCAAAAUGUUUGGAUGUUAACUAUGUCUAUGUCGUUGUCUGUGGAUAUGUUUGACCCGGUUUUGCAAACAGUGAAGCUUCAAGGCUUCCUAAUAAGACCCAGUCUCUGCUCUUUGCAGUGCCUUGCCUCGU
This is a messenger RNA of Zea mays, 2646 nucleotides long. RefSeq lists its product as uncharacterized. Gene Ontology annotation, molecular function: polysaccharide binding; calcium ion binding; ATP binding. Lineage: Eukaryota; Viridiplantae; Streptophyta; Magnoliopsida; Poales; Poaceae. Gene Ontology annotation, biological process: protein phosphorylation; cell surface receptor signaling pathway. Gene Ontology annotation, cellular component: plasma membrane. Bases 138 to 2405 code for a protein of 755 amino acids. The transcript has 4 exons. The record is from RefSeq and is a predicted model, not a curated record.